Molecule: messenger RNA, 4568 nt
Organism: Ceratina calcarata
Lineage: Eukaryota; Metazoa; Arthropoda; Insecta; Hymenoptera; Apidae
Product: Ecdysone-induced protein 78C
Exons: 7
Coding region: 221-1627 (468 amino acids)
Biological process (GO): regulation of DNA-templated transcription
Molecular function (GO): nuclear receptor activity; zinc ion binding; sequence-specific DNA binding
Source: RefSeq, a predicted model, not a curated record
ACUGGAUUUACGAAGGAAAGAAUAAAAGGUAGCAUUUGUAUACUCCACUCUGUCCGUAUAUUUAUUUCCAGUUCUGUAGCAUUUAUCUCCGUUUGGCCAGAACCGACGAUCAUCUUUUUUUUCAUCUACGCUUAGGUAACUGUUUCCGUUGGGAGGCGAUGCCGUUAGAUCCAGGCACGCGAUGAUCGUUUUUUGAUCAUUAGAAAUAAGGAAGGCUUCGAUGAACCGUGAUCUCAUCUGUUCAUGUUCGGAUAGGAAGAAAACCCGAGAACAACACUACGCGGCCGCCGAUUCGAACAGUUCGACGCCUGCGAAGAGUUUCGUGGCCUGUAGAGUUUGCGGUGACAAAGCGAGCGGUUAUCAUUACGGCGUGACCAGCUGUGAGGGUUGCAAAGGUUUCUUUAGGCGAAGCAUUCAGAAACAGAUAGAGUACAGGUGUCUGAAAGACGGUAACUGUCUGGUCAUCAGAAUAAGUCGGAAUCGCUGCCAAUACUGCAGAUUCAAGAAGUGCCUAGCUGUCGGCAUGUCUAGGGAUUCCGUGAGGUACGGCAGGGUGCCGAAACGUUCGAGAGAACGUGGACCCGAGGACGCAGUACCGACCACGACUACAACGACGACCACCACCGGUAGUGGUGUGCAGCAGCUAACGUCCUCCGCUGGUGGCAACAAUAACAAUAAUAAUACGAACAACAAUAACAACAACACCAGCAGCCAGAACAAUAACAACAGCCAGCCGCAGAACGCUGUACCGUGCGUGCCACCGGCCGCAGUAGUCGAAGCCGAUCAGUCAGACACCGACGUGAGGCAGCUGGCCAUGUCCGACGUGAUACUUCAAGUUUCGCAGGCGCAUUACGCUCACUGCGGCUUCACCGAGGAAUCGACGAGGGGCAUCGUACGGAAACCGAUGAUAAUACCGGCGAGUACUUCUUCGCAGCCGGCCAGUCCUGAAGACCCAGAGGCGGCAUCCUCGACAGCGGAGACCGUCGAGUCGCAGAGGAUUUGGCUCUGGCAACAGUUCGCCACCAGAAUAACACCGUCCGUGCAAAGGGUGGUCGAGUUUGCCAAAAGGGUGCCGGGAUUUUGCGAUCUUUCGCAGGACGAUCAGCUAAUCCUGAUUAAGGUCGGUUUCUUUGAGGUCUGGCUAAGCCAUAUCUCGAAGAUGACCACCGACAGCUCGAUGACAUUUGAAGACGGUACUUAUAUCACUAGGCAGCAAAUGGAAUUGAUGUACGAGCCAGACUUCGUGUCCGCUCUGAUGCAAUUCUCCUCGGCCUUAAACGGCCAUCAACUGACGGACGCUGAGUUGGGUCUUUUCUCCGGCGCCGUCCUCCUGAGCGAGAGACCGGGUCUGAACGACGUGAAGGCAGUGCAGAGGCUUCAGGAUCGCCUUUUGGAUGCACUCAAAGUGCAAAUAUUACGAAAUCACACGGUUUCCGGCGAACCUACUUCCGCAGGCAGCUGUUCCAGCGUCUCAAGUGUCUCGCAAAGGAUACCGGAAUUAAGAGCCCUGGGUGCCAGACACGCGAAUCUCCUCGACUGGUUCAAAAGGAACUGGACGAAGCUCAAGUUGCCGCCCCUCUUCGCCGAGAUAUUCGACAUUCCCAAGUGCGAGGAAGAUCUUCAGUGAAGAGAGUAGAUCGAUUUAUUUCGAUGAGAACAAACGGCCCUGUCGGGAAGAAUCUUUCUAAUUGCCAGCGGUCAUCGCACAAAUAUAGCUCGGGCGACCCGAGAACGAUUUGUUUUCGCUCGCUAGCGAUGAUGCACAGCGUCGCAACGACGAGACGGAGCUCGGUUCGAUCGAAACGGACGCGCGGAGGAUUGAUGCGAGCCAUGCGAAGCGUCGUACACGGGUAUAUCUCGUCGUCAUCACCGUUGGAUCUACGAUGCACUGUUCGCUUCAUUGACGUACGGGGCGGAAGAUGGAUCGUUUCUAAACGAAGGGUACAGAUUGCUGUUCGAAUCGCACCUGGCACGAGACGUACGAGGAGGGUAGAGAUAUUAUUCGAUUAACAAGGAUAGGUGAUCAUGCAACGCGGAUAAUCGACGAUUGAACCGAUCGAUACCUAAUAACGUAUUGUGCGAAGCACAAACGGACAACUUUAAAAAAAUAAUUAGAUUUUUAAAAGACGAGAUACUCUUCUUUCCUUCGAGGUAAUCUAUAGAAACGAAAUUAUCAUCGAUCGUUCCCAACGUCGCGAGAGCGAAGGGUGGGGGUUCGAAACGGGUCGGUGAUGAUUUUUAUCUGCUGCGCGCUUAAUCAAAAAGCGGAGCGUUACUUAAAAUACUCAAAACGUCGAGGAGGAGGAGGCGAAACUAAAUCUCGUGCGCGUCGCGUUGUUAGUCCCGUGCAUAUCGUUGACUGCAAUAACCGCGGCGCAGUGGUCGAGCAUGCGCCGCGACGAAAAGAUAGCACAAAAGUCGUGAUCAAUUUACAGACGUAUUUAUUAUUACGAUUCUCGAGCGAAAGUUUCGAAGUAUCCACUAGACGAGGAUCGUCUGUAGCAUUUAAAGAGAGACGAGCGCGACGACGACGACGACGACCCACCGACGACGUCUGGUGGGAUCCCGUGGAUUUCCCUGCGCAGUACGCGGCUCGCUCGAACUCGUAGACAUAUCGAAAACCGUAAUAUCGUAUUUUUUUCAUGCGAUCAGCCAGUGUAACAAACUGUCCAUCCUCAUACUGUGAAGACUGGGUGAACCGGCGGACGGUCGCGCCCACUACGAAACGAAUAAGCGCGGCGGCGAGGCGCAUAGGGACGAUGAGUCCCGGUGGCCGGUCGCAGGUCGCGAACGACACUUAUACACUUAUACAAAAUAAAAGUUAAAAAAAUGGUUACACGCUAUAAAUAUGAAAAGCUCAAGAGAGGGGGAAUAUUUAUAGGACGUACGUGUCUCUCUAGAUGCAUCCGCUACAAAUCUCAAUCUAUGCAAUCUCUAUUUUUAUUACUUGACAAAUAGUAUAGUAAAUUACCGUUAUAGGUAUUGUUGCGUCGCUUCAGGGUGCGUUUCCCGCGGAAGGAUCUCGAACGAGGAUGUUCUUUCGUUGUCAACUUUUUUUAAUUCUCGGUACGAAGUUUCCGAACGAACAAAGUUAAAGGAUAGAAAUGGGUAGGGGAGGGGGGAGGAGGAGGAGGUGUUAUGUACUCGUGAUCGUUGCGUUAAAAGGGAAGGGGGACGUAUAAUUUGUUAUCGGACGAAAAUCGUUUUUCGAUUGUUGACAAGAUCCUGAAGUGAGCAUGUUUAAAUCUUCGAACUCUUGAACACUAAUAACUCUCUGACAAUGACUAGGAUGUAAUGUGUAUCGAUAUGUAAUUUAAUAUACAUAUGAAUACGUACGGGACUGUAUACAGUGGUGGGGGAAGGGGCAUUUUUAAAGUUACAGAGGGCACUAUAAUUUAUGAAGAGGAAACUAUAUUUUAUAAUAGCGAUCAAUGUAAAUGACGAGAGAUAAUUAUAUGUAUAAAGGCGACGAAAGAUAUAUAUUAUAUUUAACGGAAGCAACAAGAUGAAAAACUUAACCAGCCGUAAAUACGUUUGAUUAAAUUCUUUAUCGAUAUAUUUAUAUUCCGCCCUUUCUUAAGUUACUACCAUAAAUUAACUCAUCGUGAUAUACCAUAAUUUCUCGAUUCCCCUGUAAGACGUUUGAGACAAUUCCUGUUAAUGUUUUUUAGUAGUAACUUUUCUAUAAUUUGUUUACAAUUUCUACGUUAGUUUUACUCGAGUGAAUAAAGGAACGUGGGACAAAAUGAAUGAACAUCUACAUAUCAAAGAGCGAGGAAAUUUUAAAAGCCGGUCAUAGCAAUGAUAAAAUGUAGCAUUAAAAUGACGAUUAGAAAAUGGUGUACGAGGAUAUCGAUUCAGAACUUUUUCUCACCACUGUAUACACGAUAUAUUCACGGUGAGAAACGGAGACGAUGUAAGUUUAUCUAUUAGAGAAAUUAAUGUUUUAUCUAAAUAUAUAGCGUCGUACUUAAAUUAAAUAUAAUAUAACGUCGGUAUAUCGCUGUCGCUAAAAACAAAAAAAAACCGAAGAAAAUAUGGAAAAAGACUAUCUUCAUGAUAUUAGCAGGAAGGAAGGAUUCCAAUUAAGCGCUCACAUCAAGUUGUGAAUAAACAUAUCAUACCUAAUUAAUAUAUUGAUCAAAGAAGGAAUAUCAUCGUUUAAUAAUAAUAUAAAUAUGAAUCUAUAUAUAUUAUAUAUAUAUUAAAAGAAUAUAUAUAAAGAUUAUAUAAAUCUAUAUGCAAGAGGAAUAGUUAUUAAACUCAUUAUGUUGAGCGUAGAUCUACGGUGGUGUAGGCCAUCUCUUAACUUGCUGAUGCAAAGAAAGGGACAUCCUUUUUCUAAUUCCUCUAAAAGAAUCACAGUAAUUAACAACCGAGUUCUCCGGAUCUAUUACAAUCUACCAAAAAAAAAAACAGAUCUGCGCCAGAAAGUGAAAUAACAAAACAGUAAAUACUACGGGUGUGCAUUCAAAAAUUCGGCUUGGGAAUUUUUUACGGAUUUGUGCAAGAUCCCAAAUGUUUGUCGAAUACAUAAAUUUAUUUGAACUCGACUUGAUAUCAAACAU